Molecule: messenger RNA, 1167 nt
Organism: Paraglomus occultum
Lineage: Eukaryota; Fungi; Glomeromycota; Glomeromycetes; Paraglomerales; Paraglomeraceae
Source: the annotation of a GenBank genome assembly
AUGCAGACUCUGUUUAUCCGCGGACCACCGAGAUCAUCGUUGCAGGCGACUGGAAUCGUAAGACAAUUUGUGACAUCUGUUCAUAAUAAUAGACGAAAAGCAGUUAUAAUUGGAGGAUCAGGGUUCGUUGGGAAAUAUGUUGCCAAAACCCUUGUUAAUGAUUCCAAUACAGAGGUACAAAUAUGUGCACGACAUCCGAAUAUCAAUGAUUUGAAAACGCUAGGCAAUCAAAUACUUUCGCCAAUCUCGUGUGACAUUACUUCUCAAUCAGACAUAUCAAACGCGUGCAAAGAUGCCAACAUUGUAGUCAAUCUAGUUGGAAUAAUGCAUGAGAAGCCUCCAAAAUACACGUUUGAAAAUGUGCAACAUCAAGGUGCAAAAAAGAUAGCAAUCGCUGCAAGAGAGAAUGAGGCUCAACUGGUUCAUAUCAGCGCCAUAGGAGCUGAUCCUAAUAGUAAUAUACCGUAUGCUAAAACCAAAGGAUUGGGCGAAAUCGCCGUCCGCGAGGAAUAUCCAGACGCCAUCAUCAUUCGUCCUAGCUUGAUAUUUGGACCCGAAGAUGACUUUUUUAAUCGAUUUGCCAAAUUAGCUCGAUAUCUUCCAUUCAUGCCAGUAUUCGGAGGGGGAAAUACUAAAUUUCAGCCAAUACAUGUGUGGGAUUUAGCCAAGGCGAUAACCCAAGCUGCCAAAGACCGAAAUCUACGAGGGAAGACAAUCGAGGCAGGAGGGCCGACCGUAUACACUUAUAGAGAGUUAAUCUCCCUAACUCUGAGUCAGGCCGGUAUCAAACGACCCAUAAUUUCUUUGCCAUGGUUCGUCGGGACGGUACAAGGUUUCUUUCUCGAGAAACUCCCAGUAAAUUUAUUUACAAUUACAAGAGAUCAGGUCAGACUUCUUCGCAAGGAUAAUAUCGUUUCAUCAUCAUCUGAUGUGUUGACUCUUCAAGAUAUGGGAAUUGAUCCUCGUCCGGCCGAGCAGAUUCUACAUCAAUAUCUGAGACAGCGUGAUCGCGCGACAAGCAACAAGAGAACGCAUAGAAUGGUCGAUAGAGAUACUAUGGAAGAAAUGGCUGAAAUUGAGAAGAUACGCAAACAGAUGCCAAAAAAGGGGUUAGAAUUGGAAGAAAAAUAUAGGAAAAUACAAGAGCAACAAGUUAUUAAGCGGUAG